AAAGUGACAUCUGCAAAAAUAUUGUAAACAUGGCGUUCAACUUAUCUGCAUUUUCGUAUAUUAUUGCUUUAAUUGUCGACGCCUUUCUUAUAUUUUUCUCACUUUUUCACGUAAUCGCGUUCGACGAAUUAAAAACUGACUACAAAAAUCCGAUAGAACAAUGCAAUAGUUUGAACCCGUUGGUUUUACCAGAAUAUCUGCUUCAUUUAUUGUUCAACAUACUUUUUGCAGUUUCUGGAGAAUGGUUUUCACUUAUCUUAAAUAUUCCCCUGAUUGCCUAUCACAUAUACAGAUACAAAACAAGGCCUGUGAUGUCAGGCACUGGAAUAUAUGACCCUACCAGCAUAAUGAAUGCUGAUACAUUAACAAGAUGUCAACGUGAGGGUUGGAUCAAGUUGGCUUUCUACUUAUUGUCAUUCUUCUAUUACUUAUAUGGGUAUGUAAUAGCUUUAGAAAAUGACCAUACAUGAUCCUAAGGUUUUAAUUGACUAAACGUUGAAAGUAUUUUAUACUUAUAUAAAUAAUUACUUAAGCAGAAUUUGUUAAUCAAUAAUUUUACUUGAAGUAAG
Molecule: messenger RNA, 569 nt
Organism: Brassicogethes aeneus
Lineage: Eukaryota; Metazoa; Arthropoda; Insecta; Coleoptera; Nitidulidae
Source: the annotation of a GenBank genome assembly